Schizosaccharomyces octosporus yFS286 is the source of this 1280-nucleotide messenger RNA. Its product is annotated as bromodomain containing protein 1. Bases 159 to 1067 code for a protein of 302 amino acids. Gene Ontology annotation, molecular function: protein binding. Lineage: Eukaryota; Fungi; Ascomycota; Schizosaccharomycetes; Schizosaccharomycetales; Schizosaccharomycetaceae. Gene Ontology annotation, cellular component: NuA4 histone acetyltransferase complex. The record is from RefSeq and is a predicted model, not a curated record. The transcript has a single exon.
CUAUGCUAGUAUAGGUUAGACGUUGCUAAAUGUAAGUAAAAAUGUACGCUGAAUAGACGCGAAGAGAAGUAAAAGAAAGGAAGAAAGCUGUCUAAUCGAGCAUAUACUCUUUUAUAAGAAAAUUAUUUUCUUGUGAGAUAUGAAGAAGAAUACCUAGUAUGAAUCUUUCUGAGAACGUUGCUCUUUUACAAUGUCUCGACUUAAAAAGGCAUCUAGGGGAUAACCAAGAGGAAAUCCUGAAACGAUUGUCUGAGAGUCCAUUUCUGCUUGAGCCUUUGGAUACACACGAGUUGAAGAGAAUAUAUGAUCAGGCAGUUACGAAUUUGGAACCAGAAGAGAAGAUUGAGCGAGACUUAAACAAGGAUAGGCCUAUUACAGAUCAUGCAACAAAAUCUGACGAACGGCCGCAAUUAAGAGAGGAUGUUAUCAAUGAUCUUAUUAAUGAAUUAAAUAAUUGUAUUAAAUCUUAUAAUGCGAGUCUUGAGCAACAGACUGAAGAACGUACAAAAGCCAAUGAACAAGACGAGGAAGCGUUACAGGAAACUGCGAAUGAUACAGAAAAUGCUUCCAAAAACUUGCAAUCGGAUAGAGGAUUACCAGAGGAGGUACACGAAGAGCUCGAAUCAUCUCAUAGUCCGGAUAUUGAUGCACCCUCUGGUCCUGUAGCUUCAAGAGCUACUCGUGCCACUAGUAGGAGACAAACUUCACAGGAAGAAGAUAAGACAAGCCUUAAAAAGUUUCAGAAUGCUAUUCUUCCCCUAUUAGAUAAUAUUUCGAAUCAUCGAUUUGGUGCACCUUUUAGUCAGCCUGUAAACAGGAAAGAAGCCCAAGACUAUGAUUCACUGAUUUAUUGUCCUCAAGAUUUAAGGACGGUAAAGAACAUGGUUCGUGAAGGCACGCUUACAACUGUUGAAGAAGUUUAUCGAGAAGUGUUGCGAAUAUUCGCUAACUGUAAAAUGUACAACGGCGCUGAUACCAGCAGUGCGAUGUCAAUAUGGGGAGAUGAGUGUUUUCAAUUCACAGGAGAAUUAUUCGAAAUGUAUAAGCAAGCGAGUCUUAGACGAUGAUGUUUCUGAACGUUUUUCAGUCUUUUGCGAUCAAGAAGUUUUGUGCUUGACAAUGUGAUAAUGUAUAUACAUCAUGUAUUCAUCGGAUGUUUAUUGUAUUUACUUUUUUGAUACUUAAUAUAUGGAUUUUGUCUAAAAGUUUCUUAACAAAGGGUAGAAUAUUAUUAUACAUACACAACAUCGUGUAACUAAGUGUGAAUAUAAAAAAUUUCC